Anarrhichthys ocellatus (wolf-eel) is the source of this 2938-nucleotide messenger RNA. Its product is annotated as eukaryotic translation initiation factor 4E-1A-like. The coding region runs from base 985 to 1737 and encodes 250 amino acids. The record is from RefSeq and is a predicted model, not a curated record. The transcript is spliced from 7 exons. Gene Ontology annotation, molecular function: translation initiation factor activity; RNA 7-methylguanosine cap binding. Lineage: Eukaryota; Metazoa; Chordata; Actinopteri; Perciformes; Anarhichadidae. Gene Ontology annotation, biological process: translational initiation. Gene Ontology annotation, cellular component: cytoplasm; eukaryotic translation initiation factor 4F complex.
AUUCGUGCCUUUAUACUCGUUGUGUUUACCCAGAAAAUACUUAUCAGACCCUGAAUAUCACAUUAAAAUAUACACAUAACACAUAUACACAUAUGUUUUACAAAAUGCAAUAUAAAGGAAUAACAAAUAUUCCAGUUAAACUAUUUUGAAUAAAUCCUUAAAUACGAAAUAUAAGAUACUUAAAUUGACUUUUAGUCAUCACAGUCGAAGAUAGCAUACCAUCACUGAUGGGAUCACAAGCUUCAUCGUGAGUAAAAGAUAGUUGUAAUCACACAACUUACCUCAUGACUGUUUAUCACAAACACAAAAACAUGGUUUAUCAGGGAAUGUUUCCACUAAGCCUGCACAUUGCUGAAUAUGUGUAUAUUAUUUAUGGGCACAAUAUACUAGGCCUAUAACAUGGGUCAGCAGGGGUGGUAUACAGACUUAGAAUGGCCCUUGGGUUUACUUUUAUCUUGCAAUAUAAUCCCAAAAUUCAGAACAAUCAUAUUGCAUCUCAUUUCCAAAUAAUUCUUUAUGCUGCCUGCGCUCCUAGCUGGCCUCCAACAUACAUAACGUAGUAUAUGUGCAAUUCAAGACACGCUGUUCUACAAUUAUGAACAUGCCAAAAUAUGACUUUUAAUUAUGUAUCCUCCAUUCUUUUUUACCAUAAAGAAGAGACCUUUGCUGUUUGAGGGGAUGUUUCGUGUCUAUUGAGAUGAUCUUUCAGACUUUAGUCUGGGUCACCAAGAUAACAAGCAACUCAUUGACAUCGCCAUCAGCAAUGUGACUGAAAGACUCUUUUCUAUGCCACAAAAGAAAGGGUGAUGGUCACACAUACACUAACUAUAAUAUUACUUGAAGUACAUCAAUUGCACAAAUCUUCACUAAAAUAGUUUAAUUUAUUGGAUCUGUUAUAACUUAUAAUUUAUAAUCCACCCAUGCAUAUUAUUAAUAAUAACUGGAAGAAGAUGAUCGUGUCACUCACACACAGCCUGAAUAAACAUGUACUUGUGUCCCUUCUUCUUGCGCAUGCGUCAUGCAGAGUACCAGAUGGCCCAAUCAGGUAUUUUAACACACGCCAAAAAAUCCGAAUGUGACUUCCAGAAGAUGGCGACCGCUCUGGUGUUAACUUCAGUUCCUGCUAAUCCUGAAAAGGAAAACUGUGAAACAAUCAUUCAAAAAGUUCCGAGUCCUGAAUCCUACAUCAAGCAUCCACUACAAAACAAGUGGGCUCUUUGGUUUUUCAAGAACGACAAAAGCAAAACAUGGCAAGCCAACCUCCGCCUCAUAUCCAAAUUUGACACUGUGGAAGACUUCUGGGCAUUAUACAAUCACAUUCAGCUCUCGAGUAACUUGAUGUCUGGCUGUGACUACUCGCUGUUUAAGGAUGGGAUUGAGCCCAUGUGGGAGGAUGGACAGAAUCGACGAGGUGGCCGCUGGCUGAUAACUCUGUCAAAGCAGCAGCGUAGAGCAGACCUGGAUCGCUUCUGGUUGGAGACGCUCCUGUGUCUUGUGGGUGAAGCGUUCGAUGACCACAGCGACGACGUGUGCGGCGCCGUCAUUAACGUCCGAGCCAAAGGAGAUAAAAUAGCGAUAUGGACCACAGACUACGAAAACAAAGAUGCCAUCACACACAUAGGGCGCGUGUAUAAAGAGAGAUUAGGCGUUCCGCAGAAAGUGAUCAUCGGAUACCAGUCGCACGCAGACACGGCCACAAAGAGCAGCUCCUCAACCAAGAACAAGUUUGUCGCCUGAGGACCGUUGACCAUGCCUUGUUUUCUGUUGCCAGCAUAGAUUUUCUGUAAGUUUUCAGUGAAUGUAACCGACAGGUUUAUCCACUAACAAACACUGGAGGUGGAGAUAAAAAUUGCUUCCUUUCCAUUUGUUGCCACUUUACCAAAGCUUUUGUUUGUGUUGAGGGUAUGUGCAGUUCCAAUGUAGCACUAUCGUCUGAGAACUUCAUUAUUUUCGUGGUGGUGGGCUGAAGAUGGGUAAAAGAUGUUUUGAUGCCCAUUUCAUUGUCAAAUGCAGCUGCAUAUUUGUGGAGAAUUUAUUUAAUUUAUCCUUCCCUUAUUGUAUGUCUACUCUUUUCUUAACGCACAUAUUAAAGGCAAAACACAAAGUAAACCAUUUUGUAAUUUAGUAUAAACUGAAGCUCUUUGUUAGUCGGUUUACUAUAUUAAAGUUUCUUUUUUUUUGGUGGAAUUUUUAACCAUGCUUUGUGAUUUAAUCCCCAUCUUCCCAAAAUGGACAGAAAUGACAAAACAAAUUGAUAGAAGUUUAAACAUAGUUGUGCAGUUGUUUUUCAUUUUGACAAAUUAAGUCAAAGAGGAGGACUAAGUUCAAAACUGUUUAGUUUCUUGUUAAUCAGCUUGUGCGUUGUGUUAUGUGAAGAUGAAAUUAAGAUUUGAAGAGCAGGGAAUUUAUUUUAAAGAUACUGGUGCUUCAUAAUGAAUAUUUAGAAGCUGCAUUAUUUGCUACUCAAGCGUUCACACCAGAAUGGAUCAGCAGCAUCGUCACUUUGUACCUCAGAAUAUGCGAGCCAUUCAUACCCGAGCCGCUGAUAUACUGUUUCUCUUAAACACAGGUUUAAGAGAAGUUUGAGUUUACGUGCACGUAAAAAGAUGUCUGUGACAACCUUUUGUAUUACAGUAUGUCUUCAAUGAGGAUAUUUUCCAAAUAUACAUAUUGUUGGUUGGCUAUUUCCUUUUUCUUGUAAAUGCGCAUUCCAUAUUAGUGUACAGUAUAUAAGUAAAAAAAGUUGACUUGCCUGUUUGGUACAAGUUUUGUUGAUCUACUGCUUUUGAAGAAGUUUACACAGUAUAAUUAUUUUCAUUCCAGAUUUUGUGGCAUAUGUAAAAAUGUAAUUGUUUGGAGGUAUUGGGCUGUGCCUUGAAUGUAACACCGUACCCUGUAUGUCUCAGCAGUAAUGUACAAAUAAAACAUGCACAGUCAA